This is a messenger RNA of Zeugodacus cucurbitae (melon fly), 2489 nucleotides long. RefSeq names its product clusterin-associated protein 1 (gene Cluap1). Gene Ontology annotation, biological process: cilium assembly. The record is from RefSeq and is a predicted model, not a curated record. Bases 826 to 2337 code for a protein of 503 amino acids. The transcript is spliced from 3 exons. Gene Ontology annotation, cellular component: centrosome; cilium; intraciliary transport particle B. Lineage: Eukaryota; Metazoa; Arthropoda; Insecta; Diptera; Tephritidae.
UAUUUUAUUUUAUUUUAUUUUACACUCACACAUUCAGCGACUUCGAAUUCGAGAUCCAAGGCGGGGGCAAUGAGCUCCAUUCAACCGCGUCGCCGGCGCUACCUGCGCUCCAAUGGUUCGUUGGCAAUUGCAAACUUGUUGGCAAGCGAACAAAACACAACAUGUUGGGGGAAUUUAGUGGAGAAGGAGGGGGUGAGGUGGCAAAGUUUUAAAACAACAAGGAGAGAACAUACGCUGCAAGUUGUUGAGAGCUGUACAUGUCUUUUUUGUCGCUGUUUGUCGAUGUUGCCGAAACAUUCAACAUUCAAAGCAGAUAUUUUCCCGAAGGAAACAGCUUAUGUGUGUCGACCGAGGUCCACACUUUCGUAGAUAUUAAGGUUUUGUGAUUUCAAAAAGGGGUCCGGUUUCAAUAUCCAGUGCUAGAAUUUGAAAGUGUCGAAUGUCCUUAGACUAAAGUCCAUUGGAGUCUAUAAACAAAAAUCUUUUAACCGAAGAUAAGCUUCGAGACUCACCAAGAAUUAGAAUCUACAGUAAAGUCGAUGAGGCGUGCAAUCGGAUCACAAUGCGCUGAGAAUACCCUUAAGUUGCUAAGGGUUAAAAUGUUAACUUUAUGCAACUUGUUGCAUUUAGAGCUGGCGCUGCCAUGUUACCAAGCGUAGCGUAGCAACGCGUGCAAAGGAUGUGUGGUAAACAAAUAUUUUUCAAGCCACAACAAAUCGGUAUGGGCUUCGGAGUGAAUGGUUGAUCAAAUUGAGCAGUAGAAAACUUGUGAUUUUUAACGCAAAUAAAGACCGAAAUAUAUAAAUCUGAUAUAAAGAAAGUAUAAUGUCUUUCAAGGAUGUGCGCGACCUCGCUGAGCACCUUAAGCUACUUGGCUAUCCGCAUGUGUUCCCGCUGCAGGCACUCGCCAACAAUUUCGGUAGCCUCGCCUCGUUUCACGUUGUCGCCGAGGUGCUGCAAUGGCUCGCGAGUUUGCUUGAGCCCGGCGCUGUUCUAGCUGGCAGUGUGGAGAACGAAAACGACCGUGUGCUGCUCAUACGCUCCGCCACCGAGUUUUUCGUAACCAAAUCAGCCAUCAAACUGAAUCCGCGCAAAUUGUAUGCCUCAUCCGCGGUCACUGCAGCAGAGCUGCAGAAGAUCACGCGCAUGCUGAUAGCGCCACGACAGUCGGCUGAGGACAAAGAUGAGGAGGAGAACUAUCGUAGUCUCAAUCAGGUCGAUAUCGGCGAUAAAAUGGAUGAUCUGCGACGCGCACGCGAACUUUCUGCGGAUUUAACACAACGCGGUGGUGCGCUCCACGAGCUGCUCGCCAAAGAAAUGCUGCAUAGAGAAGCACGCUUGGCGCAGGCCAAUCGUCCGAUGGAAUUGUCCUCAGCUGAGCGCUCGCUAAAGAACGCUAUUGCAGCGGCACAGUUGAAAUUGCAGUCCAGUCGCGCACAGUUGGAGAAUGCGCGUGUCGAAAUGAAUGCGCUCUCUUCGAAACUGCAACGCAAGCGCGCCGAGCUGGAGCGCACCAAGCAACGCUUAGAAGCUCUGCAGAAAAUACGUCCCGCACACAUGCAGGAGUUCGAAGAAUGUGAGAAGGAGUUGCAGGCAUUGUUCCAAAAGUAUUUUCUGCGUCUGCAUGUGCGCGAUGCCUUGCGUGCUCAAUAUGAGGCGCGUACCAAACGCAGUACCCCUGUCGCCUCGCCGCUACUGCAAAAGCCGCAAGAAUCAUCAAUGCCCUUUAUACCAGAGGGCCUAAUAGAAGACGAUGACGAUAAUAAUGGGGAGGAAGAGCUUGACGGUAGCGGCGUUUUGAGACGCGGUAAUUUCAGUCUUGAUGCUGAGAUUCCAGACAUCCGAGAUGAGGAUAUGAUGCUGCGCAAUAGAAAGUCUUACAACGAGUUUAUGGAUGAGACCACACGUCGCAUGAGUAAGCGUCCAGGGACAGCGACUUCAAGAAAUGGACGUCCGAUAACUGGACGUGCACGGCGUCCAACAGGCGUCACACAAGGGGAUCGUGCAAUAGCUGAUGAUGACGGCGUAGCUGACGUCGGUGCAAUUGGUAACAUGCUGAGCAAUCGUGCUACAUUAGGUGGUGAAGACGACGAGGAUGAGAGCUCAUUUGGAAGUUCCGACAGUGAGCUGGGUAUGGGUGGUCUGCUCAACAUGAGUCGUGGGCCGCCACCAAGCGGUCUUUUGGGCAACUUGAACUCCGAGUUGGGUGGCUUUGUCGACGAUGAUUUUGAUCUCAACUCGAUGGACGAUAUAAGCAUCUCCAAGAUCACCGGAGAGUUGCCCAUGCGUCCCAAGACGGCAAGCAAACCGGAACACCACAGCGAUGAAGACUUCUAGAAUCUACGCUAUGGAAACAACUUUUUACGGAUCAAAGUCCGUAGACACGACAACCGACUUCUUGCUGUUUUUCUAAUACGUAUACAUGCAUACAUUUAUUUUUAUAUCAAUAUAUGAAACCUACAGUUAUUGUACAACAUACGAAAUGUGCG